AUGCCUUUCCUCCCGCACAAACACGCACACAGCUGUAAGAAUCAGGAAUCCACACCAGUCCACGUCUUCCUCCUCCUCCUCCUCCACAUUCUUCCCUCUCAACCACCCUUCGCCCAAGCUGUACGCUUCCAAGACCCCAAACUCAGUCAACCCACCGCCACCGCUCCCUACGAAACGCGCCAGGACACCAUCAUCAUUCCCCUCACCACCGCCGUAGCCUCCUCCUCCUCCUCCUCCCCCAGAACCCUCAAGCCGCAACCGCCUAUCGGUAUUCAUAAUCCCACCAUGCAGGACCCCAGCAUCGUGCACCCAUCGCAGCCCGCCCCCACCAAGCCAUCCCUCCGCUGCAGACAACUCGUACCUAGCACUAUCCCCAUGACCACCAUGUGA
Messenger RNA from Cryphonectria parasitica EP155, 390 nucleotides. RefSeq lists its product as uncharacterized. The record is from RefSeq and is a predicted model, not a curated record. Lineage: Eukaryota; Fungi; Ascomycota; Sordariomycetes; Diaporthales; Cryphonectriaceae. Bases 1 to 390 code for a protein of 129 amino acids. The transcript has a single exon.